AUGCCUGGUUCAUCAUUUCUCCCCGCUAUCCCCGCUUCGUUACCGAGCUACCCAAAACAUCAUUCGUUUCUUUACUCUCCUCCGGCUCAGACGCAUAGCUAUAGUAAUACCAAUAACUACGAUUCUGAUGAGGACGUCAUGCGCAACUCUCUCUACUCCGAUACUGCUUUCCGUACUUCAUUGGCUGGAAGCCGGAAACGAGGCCUAGCAGAUGACGAUGCUGAAGACAGCCCGAGAGGGAAACGUGUAGAGAUGGCCGGGGAUGAUGGUCGUCCAGCUGCCAAACGGCGAAUUAUCGAUGUUGUUGGAAGCGUGGCGAGUAGAGUGUGGGAGUUUUGCAUCAGCAAAACCCCCUUCUACUCAGGAGUCGAGGAGAAUCUUCAAGGGAAAGAAGAAAUGGCAUUCGAGCGGAUCAGGGGGGCUGGGAACGUCGGUAUGGGAAUGCAACAAAAUUACUUUGCUUCCGCUCCGUCGCCAUCAACCACAUAUUGCCCUCCAGAGGUGGUCCAGCAGGAGGAAUCAAAACAAGAUCAUACUGGUGGACUGUCAUCCCGCUGGGUCAUGGUGUCUCCCACCCCCGUUGCGUCCACGGCUUCUUCGCGCCCCGCAACUGCUACCCAUAUCCCGCUGAAUGCUGCCUCAAGGAUUCCACGCCCUUACACAGCGCCAAACAUUUACACCACGCCUCCAUACUCACCCACCAUCUAUGCGACCACAGCAACCUCAACAACCACUGCCACUGCCACUGUAACACAAACAAAUCCAACAAAUACAGCUCCCUCGAGAGCCAGGAGGAACAGCACGGCUUCUAACACGUCAACCCCACGGAGACCGCCAGCUAGGCCAGUUGUUGCCGCGAGCAGUCGGGCAAAACGACCUGCGGUGGUGAGAACUAGGCAUUCGCAAGCGUCGUCUGUUGCAGCGCCCGGCGCCUAUCCGGCGCCUCCGCAGUCCGCUUUCACCUUUGAUGGCGCUCCUGGGCGGGCAGCAUCAUCAGCUAGCACCCGCUCCUCGAGGCGUCGAUUGACGGGAGGUAGCAUUUCUGGUGGUAGAGCUGUAUCUAUCGGCAGCAGUUAUGGUGGAAGCUUCGGUGCCGGAUUACCAAAAGACGACGAUGAGGACGAGGCAGAUGAGAGCAUCAGAAGAUUCAACGAAAAGUUGAAGGAUAUGAUCAGAGAAGGAAGAGAGGCACUCGGGAGUCGCAUUGAGGUUACUUAUGACGACGAUGAAGAUCUAGAAUCCUUCUAG
Messenger RNA from Morchella importuna, 1248 nucleotides. RefSeq lists its product as uncharacterized. NCBI's taxonomy places the organism in Eukaryota, Fungi, Ascomycota, Pezizomycetes, Pezizales, Morchellaceae. Bases 1 to 1248 code for a protein of 415 amino acids. The transcript has 3 exons. The record is from RefSeq and is a predicted model, not a curated record.